Dothidotthia symphoricarpi CBS 119687 is the source of this 1580-nucleotide messenger RNA. RefSeq names its product UV excision repair protein Rad23. Gene Ontology annotation, cellular component: cytosol; nucleoplasm. Bases 168 to 1379 code for a protein of 403 amino acids. NCBI's taxonomy places the organism in Eukaryota, Fungi, Ascomycota, Dothideomycetes, Pleosporales, Dothidotthiaceae. The transcript has 5 exons. The record is from RefSeq and is a predicted model, not a curated record. Gene Ontology annotation, molecular function: damaged DNA binding; polyubiquitin modification-dependent protein binding; proteasome binding. Gene Ontology annotation, biological process: nucleotide-excision repair; proteasome-mediated ubiquitin-dependent protein catabolic process.
UCCCACGCAAACGCUCAGCGCCCGUUUACUCCAUAACCGCCUCUUCUAGCGCUUGACUGCCACUCUCAUAUUAAUCGAGCUUCUGGCCCCGAGCCACCUGCAUCCCCCGCCUCACCUCCACCCCAUCCAACACUAUCCUCAACCCACUCCACAGAGCAACCGCCAACAUGAAGAUCACGUUCAAGGACCUCAAGCAGAACAAGUUUGUCAUUGAAGCUGAGCCAUCGGAGACGGUACGCGGACCAGCCAUGAUUCCAGACGUGUACUGUAACGCUUGGCUAACACCGCGACAGAUCGGCCAGCUCAAGGCCAAGAUUCAGGCAGACAAGGGCUGGGAGGUGCCCCAGCAGAAGCUGAUCUAUUCUGGCAAGAUUCUUCAGGACGCCAACACCAUCGAGUCGUACAGCAUCGAGGAGAAGGGCUUCAUUGUGUGCAUGGUCUCAAAGCCUAAGCAGCCCGCCGCCUCAUCAAGUAAAGCCCCCUCCACACCCGCCAAAGCGGUACCCCAGACCCCCGCAGCUCCAUCAGCACCCAUUGCAUCAGCGCCAUCCGCCAGCACGCAGAAUGCGCCAGCUACACCCUCGCCUGCGCCAGCUCAGCAGGCGGCGUCGGACGGCACCCGUUUCAACGACCCCUCAGCCCUGACCAUGGGUAACGAGCGCGAGGCUGCAGUCGCCAACAUGGAGAGCAUGGGUUUCGCGAGGGCAGACAUUGACCGAGCUAUGCGCGCCGCCUUCUUCAACCCCGACCGCGCGGUCGAGUAUCUCCUGACGGGUAUUCCUGAGAACGCACAGCAAGAACAAGCACAACAACCCCAGGCACGUGCUCCGACUUCCCCCCAGCCUGCUGCCGGAGGCAACGCAGGUGCGACCGCCGCCCCCACCGGAGGAGAUGAGCCAAUAAAUCUGUUCGAGGCCGCUGCUCAGGCUGGCCAGGGACGUGGAGGAGCGGCUGCUGGCGCUCGCUCAGGUAGCACAGGAGCUGGUGCUACGGGUGCGCUCAACGCUAACAGCUUGGACUUCCUGCGCAACAACCCACAAUUUCAGCAGCUACGACAGGUUGUACAACAGCAACCGCAGAUGCUUGAGCCUAUCCUGCAGCAAGUUGGCGCCGGGAAUCCUCAGUUGGCCCAGAUGAUCGCUGGAAACCCUGAGCAGUUCUUGCAGUUGCUUGCCGAGGAUGCCGAUGAUGACCAGCCGCUGCCACCUGGUGCACAGGCCAUCUCCGUCACCGAAGAAGAGCGCGAGGCUAUUGAGCGCCUAUGUCGCCUUGGUUUCGAGCGCGACCUUGUCAUCCAGGCUUAUUUCGCAUGUGACAAGAACGAGGAACUGGCCGCCAAUUUCCUCUUUGACCAACCCGAGGACCUAGAUGAACAAUAGUUGCUCUCGAGUCAACCUGUGGAACCGCUGUCCAACAUGACCAUACCCGACUUCGUUAUAUCUCCGUCUGAUGUCAUCACUACCAUGGUACGAUCGUUCUCCUCGAAAUUGAACGGCACAUUCCUCGAAUUUAUUCCAUCUGCUCAGUUCUGGCGCUUCCAAGCGUCCAGGCAAGGAUGCAGGUAGCAGCUACCUCAUGCU